Rhagoletis pomonella (apple maggot) is the source of this 1256-nucleotide messenger RNA. Its product is annotated as trithorax group protein osa-like. NCBI's taxonomy places the organism in Eukaryota, Metazoa, Arthropoda, Insecta, Diptera, Tephritidae. The record is from RefSeq and is a predicted model, not a curated record. The transcript has 2 exons. The coding region runs from base 285 to 1241 and encodes 318 amino acids.
UCAUACUCGAGGUACAAACGAAUGUAUACACUUGCAUUGCCGAACAAAUAAGCCAAUAUGUAUAAACGAACUAAUAGCAGCGAAAGAAAUUUGUAAUGAAAAUGUUUUCCACAAUAAUCGGCAGAUCAAUACCUAUAAUAUUCGCACUUACUUCAAGUACAUAUUCCCAAAUCGACUAAUAUAACACAUCAGCGCAGUUGCAGCGGCCGUUGAAGGAAACCACAAGCCCCUUACAACAGCAACUGCGAACAGAAGAUUACACUUGGAUUGAGUCGAAACAAGUAAUGAAUGAGAAAAUAAAAUCACCCUCUGGGCAGGGUGGUGCAGCUGGAGGAGCCGGUGCAGGACCACCGAGCGGACCCGGCGGUACAGCCGGCUCUGGCGGACCUGGUAGUGGUGGUAAUGUUGGUCCAGGCUCCGUAGUUCCCGGUGGUCCAGCGACACCCAACUCAACAAUAGGCAGUGGACCGCCAGUUGGUGGUCCACCAGCAUCAAAUAACGGCAGUGAUCCACAACAACAAACAGUUCCACAUACAUAUGGACCGCCAGGCGGUGACCCAGCAGCGGCAAUAUCACAUUAUCAUCUACACCAACAACCGCAUCCACAACAACAUUUGCCCCAUCAACAGGGUGGUCCUGGUGGCCCUGGUGGCCCACAGAAUCCCGGAGAACAUCCACAAAAAGAUGAAUAUGGACAAAGUCCCUUGGGUGGACCGCCACCGGGUGGACAUCAUCCCGUUUAUGGACGUUAUCAUCAUCCAGAUCCAAACAUUGAUCCCUAUCGCUAUGGGCAUUCUCCCAUGCAGCAGCCACCACCCGGUGGUAAGCCGCAACAGCAACCGGGACCACCGACGGGACCUGGAGGCGGUAUAGCCUCACCAAGUCGACCACCACAACAACGAUAUAUUCCAGGGCAGCCACCACAAGGUCCUACACCCACAUUGAAUUCGUUGCUACAAUCGUCGCAUCCACAGCCACCACCACAACAUCGUUACGCAAAUAGCUAUGAUCCACAACAACAGCAACAACAAAUUCCACAACAGCAACAACAGGGCGGACCACAGGCUCCACACGGCCCGCCACCGCCACCACAUCAACCAUAUGGAACGCAACAAGGCUGGGCACCACCACCGCGUCCAUACAGUCCACAAUUGGGGCCCGCACAGGCCUAUCGAACACCACCACCGGUAAGUGGAAAGAGAAGCUUUUUAUAUUUGACAUUCAAAACAAUUACUCGCUGACUUGUCAAUUUCAUU